Gymnodraco acuticeps is the source of this 3130-nucleotide messenger RNA. Its product is annotated as inter-alpha-trypsin inhibitor heavy chain H3-like. The record is from RefSeq and is a predicted model, not a curated record. NCBI's taxonomy places the organism in Eukaryota, Metazoa, Chordata, Actinopteri, Perciformes, Bathydraconidae. Bases 166 to 3039 code for a protein of 957 amino acids. The transcript has 30 exons.
UUUGUGUUUGUGUGUGUGGGGGUGGGGGGUUGUGUGUGGGAGAUGUUGAUACAAGAGAGAGAAAGCGGAGUUCGACCUUUUAAAUAAAUGUGUAUACACAUCAUGUUGUCCAUGUCUAUUUAGGACAGUUUGAUCUGUGAGCAUUUCAUUCUGCUGGGAGCCAUCAUGGAGAGAGCUGUGCUGCAAAUCACCCUCUUUGGGCUGCUGCUGGCUUUGGCUGCGACACAACCGAACAAGGACAACUGGGACAUCUACAGCUUUCACAUCAACUCCACAGUGACCAGUCGUUACGCAACCACUGUCAUCACGAGCCGCAUGGCCAAUCGUAUGGACGAGUCAAAGGAGAUAGAGUUCCACGUCCGGAUUCCCAAGAACGCCUUCAUCAGCAAAUUUAGAAUGUUUAUUGAUGGCCAAGUGUACGAUGGCGUUGUGAAAGGUAAAGAAAAAGCCAGGCAGCAGUACACUGAGGCUGUGUCCCGCGGACAAAGCGCCGGACUUGUCAGUUCUGUAGGGAGGACCCUGGAGGAAUUUAAGACCUCUGUGACUGUGGCUGCUCACAAAAAGGUCACCUUUGAACUUACAUAUGAGGAGCUGCUGAAACGCAGGCUUGGAAAGUACGAGCUGCAAAUCCACGCUCGACCCAUGCAGCCUGUGAAAAGCUUUAAAGUUGAUGUGCACAUUCACGAGAAAUCGGGCAUCAAUUUCGUUGAGGUUAAAGGAGGACUAGCCCUGGCUGAUGCCAUCAACAAAACACAUGCAGACAAUGAGGUGUGGGUGAACUUCUACCCAACAGAAGACCAACAGAAAACGUGUACCAGCUGUGGAGAGCAGGGAAUGAAUGGAGAUCUGGUUAUUGUUUACGAUGUCAAUAGGGACAGUGGACUGGGAGACAUUAAGACUUCAGCCGGGUACUUUGUUCAUCACUUUGCCCCAUCUAGUCUUACCCCCAUAUCAAAAAACGUUGUCUUCUUGAUCGAUCGAAGUGGCUCAAUGCACGGCAAAAAAAUUCGUCAGACCCGGUUAGCCUUAAUCCACAUCUUGAACGACCUGUCAGAGGAUGACCACUUUGGUCUUAUCACUUUUGAUGGCAGCAUUUCUUACUGGAAACGAGAACUUGUUCAAGCCAACCAGCGAAACCUGGAGAGUGCCAAAAUAUUUUCAGAAGAUAUUAGAGAAAGUGGAUCCACAAACAUCAACAGUGCAGUGUUGGAAGGAGCCAGUAUGCUCAACGCACAUCCGAGAGAAGAUUCAGCAUCCAUCCUCAUUCUUCUCACUGAUGGAGACCCAACAACCGGGGUGACAAAUCUUGAAGAAAUCCAGUCAAAUGUCAGGGUGGCUAUUGCGGACAAAUUCCCACUCUACUGUCUCGGUUUUGGUUUUGAUGUAAAUUUUGAGUUCCUUGAGAAGAUGUCGCUGCAGAACAAUGGUGUGGCACGACGGAUUUAUGAAGACUCUGAUGCUGAUUUACAGCUGAAGGGUUUCUACGAAGAGGUGGCCACUCCUCUUUUGAUCGAUGUGACUAUGAGCUAUAAUGGUGGCACCAAUCUGACGCAGACUGAAUUCAGCCAGUAUUAUAACGGAUCAGAGAUUGUGGUGGCCGGUAAGAUCACUGACAACGACAUUGGAACCUUCACUCCACAAGUCAUCGCAAUUUCAAGCAGUAAAAAGAUGACGUUUUCUAACCCCAACGGCACCGUGGAGUCCACUGGAACAGAGUCUGCCGACCACAUCCAGAGGGUUUGGGCCUAUCUCACGGUCAAACAGCUUCUGAAGAAAGAGCUGCUGUUAUCUGGAGCUGAGAAGGAGAACGUGAAGAGAGAGGCCUUGGAGCUGUCGCUGAAGUACAGCUUUGUAACUCCACUCACAUCCAUGGUGGUCACCAAGCCUGAGGGAGGGGAGACCGAAGUACUCCAUAAACCCAAGGAAGGAGAAGCCCCACAGACAGGGUCAAGGCAUCAAAAUAUAGCUUAUUCGGGCACUGUGAUGCAUACAUUUGGAGCACGACAAGCUUCACCAGGAGCACGACAAGGUUUACCAGGAACCCCGGCAUAUGGACGAGGUUUAGGCUUAGGCUCAGCAUCAGGCUCAGCAUCAGACUCAGGCUCAAGGCUUACAAAGUUAAAUGCUGGGCGAGCUGGGAGAGUAUUCUCAGUAUUCUCUACUCAAUCAGAUCCAACAAUGACACAACGCGGCCAUACUGUUCCUUUGGUUGGGUUAGGGUUAGGGUUUCAUGCUCAAGAUAUGGAUUCACUUGGUACCUCCGAUAUUGAAGAUCUUGAAGAGGCUACCAUGCUAUCACCUAACAAUCCAACAAUGACACAACACGACCAUACUGUUCCUUUGGUUGGGUUAGGGUUAGGGUUUCAUGCUCAAGUUGAUGUAGCACCUACUCAAGUUCAUGCCACCAUUGUGCCGGCAACAGAUAACAUUCCUGUUUCCCAUCGGUUUCUGCUAAAAACUGAGAAUCAGUCAAUUCCACUCUGCUUUGAUGUCACUGGAGACGUUCGCCUUAAACUACUUCACCAUCCCACCAGCGAGCUGUCUGUACACGGCGAGCUUGAUUCAGUAACGAAUGGAGGCUUCACAAGGAUUGUCAUCCAGCUCAACGCUGACCUGUAUGUUGAUGUUGAAGUCAAUAAAAUCACCGUGAUAGAGGGAUCGAGAAUGACACACCACACUGGACAGGAUCCCAUCACAGCUGGAAGUUGGACAAUUAUUAGGCGGGACAAGGACAUCGAUGUUGCUGGUGGGGACACACACUUGGUCAUCUUAAUUCAGGGAAAGGACGCUCAAUCAUUCCUCUGGCCCGUUUUAAGACAGCAGUCAUCGGACAGCGCUGAAGGAAUUUUAGCUCUGAAUCCAGUUUAUGAGGAGGUGCCACAAACUCCCACCACAAAACUUAGGAUCAAAGACCAGGAGAAUGACGUUACCAGGGACAAUGCUGCUGACUACAGUAUUUCCCCCCCCCUGACACUGGACUGCUGGCUCCUGUCGGCCGACUCUGCCCUGCAGAGACGCCUGGAGGCCUUCAUAGUUUGAAAGGAAAAUUAUUCAAACACAAACAGAUUAAUCGGGGAAAAAUACUUUCUAGCUUUAGCUAAGAUAAUCAAAUAAAUAUUAUCCAAGCUCA